AUGAAGCGAAAGCAUGCGGCGAUAGAAGCGGCCACUGCAAGCGAAGAGCAAGCGGCCUCUACGUCCACAGCGCCAAGAUCUGGAGCCAGUAUAGGCGAAAGCGACAACAUUAUUAUUGCCGACUUGGAUAAUCUGGACGUGCAGGAUUUUUUGCUGCAAGACUGUCAGGCGUCCUCUCGAAUACUUUUGGAACAAGCAAAAGCACGGGCAGAUGAGCUACGACGAGAGUUCGAACGGGGCAAAAAGGUGCUGCUGGAUGCACUGGAAGCCGAGAAGGAGGACGGUGGCAAUCAUGGCGAUGGAGUCCCACGUGCUUUUAUAAUUUUGGUCCAAUGCCUUUCUGGACCGUAUCGAGGGAAGAAGUUCCGUAUGGAUAUCGACACGACGCGGCAUACAUCGUGCUUCAUCGGUCGGUCGACUGGUCGAAAGUUUCGCCCUCCGCGCGGUCUGAGCGUGCCAAAGGAUUCGGAGCUUUCGACGUCGCAUGGAGAGAUCAAAAUGGAGGCGACAGGCAAGCUUUUCUUCAUCGACCUGGACAGUACGAACGGCACUCGUGUCAACAAUGUGCAGCUGGAGGCCCACGCGCCGUUUGAGCUCACGCUUAGCAAGCCGACGAAAGUGGAGGUUGGUGGUGGUGAAUACGAGUUUGUCUUUGAGCAGAAGUCGUGA
Molecule: messenger RNA, 669 nt
Organism: Peronospora matthiolae
Lineage: Eukaryota; Oomycota; Peronosporomycetes; Peronosporales; Peronosporaceae
Source: the annotation of a GenBank genome assembly